Molecule: messenger RNA, 1101 nt
Organism: Xenia sp. Carnegie-2017
Lineage: Eukaryota; Metazoa; Cnidaria; Anthozoa; Malacalcyonacea; Xeniidae
Product: geranylgeranyl transferase type-2 subunit beta-like
Exons: 10
Coding region: 109-1101 (330 amino acids)
Biological process (GO): protein geranylgeranylation
Cellular component (GO): Rab-protein geranylgeranyltransferase complex
Molecular function (GO): Rab geranylgeranyltransferase activity
Source: RefSeq, a predicted model, not a curated record
GAGAACAGAUGAUGGUUUAGCGCAAAGGUCUAGCGCUAAGGUCAACUUGCAUGCUGUAAAUCUAAUAAUAACCACACGUAAAUAAUGAAUUUUUUUUGAAACUUUGACAUGGGUACCCAGAUAAAAGAUGUAAAAAUAUCAGCUGAUGCAAUAAAAUCUUUACUUUCGGAGAAACAUACUGAAUAUAUUUCUGCAUAUGGAAAUAAGAAAGAUGAUUAUGAAUAUUGUAUGACAGAAUAUCUUCGCAUGAGUGGCAUCUACUGGGGUGUAACUGCCAUGGAUCUCAUGGGCAAAAUGGAUUUAAUGAGCAAAGAGGAAAUAAUUGACUUUGUUAAGUCAUGUCAGCAUGAAGAUGGAGGUUUUGGUGCAAGUGAAAACCAUGAUUCAAACCUGCUGUAUACCCUCAGUGCCAUACAGAUUCUAGUUACCUAUGAUUUCCUGGAUGCCAUUGAUGUUGAGAAAGUGGUGAAAUAUAUUUCAAGUCUUCAAAUGGAUGAUGGGUCAUUUGCGGGUGACAUAUGGGGUGAAAUUGAUACAAGAUUUUCAUUUUGUGCUACGGCUGCUCUUUGUCUUGUGGAUAGACUUGAAGCAAUAAAUGUUGACAAAGCUGUGGACUAUGUUGUAUCAUGUAUGAACUUUGAUGGAGGAUUUGGCUGCAGACCUGGGUCCGAGUCACAUUCUGGACAGAUAUAUUGUUGUCUGGGUGUGUUAGCCAUAACUCAUACUUUACAUUACGUUAAUAUUGACAUGUUGGGUUGGUGGUUAUGUGAAAGACAGCUGCCAUCUGGUGGUCUUAAUGGAAGGCCAGAGAAGUUGCCAGACGUAUGCUACUCUUGGUGGGUAUUAGCUUCUUUGAAAAUCAUUGGAAAAAUUCAUUGGAUUAGCAAGGAGAAGCUGAUUGAGUUCAUCCUGGCUUGUCAAGAUGAUGAGACAGGUGGUUUUUCUGAUAGACCUGGUGAUAUGGUUGAUCCAUUUCACACAUUAUUUGGGAUAGCGGGUCUGUCACUAUUAGGAUAUGAUGGGAUCAAACAGGUUAACCCAGUGUUUUGUAUGUCCGAGGAAGUUAUACAAAGGCUAAAGCGUAAACCUGAAAUACUUUGA